This is a messenger RNA of Medioppia subpectinata, 532 nucleotides long. The record is from the annotation of a GenBank genome assembly. Lineage: Eukaryota; Metazoa; Arthropoda; Arachnida; Sarcoptiformes; Oppiidae.
UGCAGACAAAAUGUGUGACCAAAUAAGUGAUGCCAUUCUCGACGCCUACCUCUCUAUGGAUGCGGACGCGAAAGUGGCCGCAGAGACGGCCACUAAAGGCGAUCUCAUCAUUGUUUUCGGCGAAAUCACGUCCAGAGCGACGGUUGAUAUCGAGUCUGUGGUGAGAGAAACGGUCAAAAGGAUCGGUUACGACGACCCGUCCAAAGGAUUUGAUUACAAGACAUGUCGAGUGCAGAUAGCGAUCGACCGACAGAGCAGUGAAAUCGCUUCCGGCGUUCACCAGAACAAGACGGAGGAGGAGAUCGGCGCCGGAGAUCAGGGGUUGAUGUUUGGUUACGCCACGGAUGAGACACAGGAAUGCAUGCCAUUGACAGUAGUGUUGGCUCACAAACUGAACGCCAAAUUGUCUGAAUUGCGCAAAAACGGGACCUUUUGGUGGGCGCGACCCGACUCGAAGACUCAGGUGACCGCCGAAUACUACUUCCGCAGAGGAGCGGCCAUUCCUGUCCGCAUUCAUACGUAUUACGUUUGA